Oryza sativa Japonica Group (Japanese rice) is the source of this 1040-nucleotide messenger RNA. Its product is annotated as lectin. The record is from RefSeq and is a predicted model, not a curated record. Lineage: Eukaryota; Viridiplantae; Streptophyta; Magnoliopsida; Poales; Poaceae.
UCAGCUCAGAAAAAAACUGGCUCAGCUGUUCUGGUCUUGAGCUCUUCUUCCUCAACAUAUAUCACAGUCGUCUGAAGUCUUAACAGCUCUUGAACUACAGGAGAAGUUCAGAGAAAACUUACAAUGGGGGCAUCGCCGUCGCGAGAAGAGGCGCAUUCCAACUCUUCUUUCUCUGGGAACGGCAAAGCCAUGGCGGUGGCAAGCAGCGCUUCCAGUUCUGGUAGCAACCAGGCCCAAUCAAAGAGAGCACCAGCUCUUCACAUGUUCCAAGAGAUUGUUGCCGAGAAGGAUUUUACUGCAUCUUCACUGGAAGAUCAGAUCUACACCGGCAUCUUCUUGGCAGGGAAAACAAAGAAGUACUGGGUGGAUGAGAGAACUAGGAACAACUGCUUCAUGCUGUUUCCCAGAGGCUUGUCUAUCACUUGGAGUGAAGACCCCAGAUUCUGGACUUGGAAACCUCUGAAAGAAGGAAGCAGUGAUGCUGACACUGACACCCAGAUCGAAGUGCCGUCGCUGCAGAACGUCUGCUGGUUAGAGAUCCAUGGGAAGCUUGAACGGUCCUAUCUUACACCAGGAGUCACCUAUGAGGUUCUCUUUGAAGUAAUGCUUAUUGAUCCUGCAUACGGGUGGUCUGUCCCAGUGAACCUUCAGCUCAAGUUCCCUGAUGGAACAGUCCAGCAGCGUAAAGAGAAUCUUGAGGAGAAGAUCAGGAUGAAAUGGCUGGAGCUCAAGGUCGGGGAGGUGAAAACCCAGCAGGGGCAGAAGGGAGAGAUUGAGAUAUCCAUGUUUGAGUAUGAUGGUGGGCUGUGGAAGAGAGGGCUACUAAUCAAGGGAAUCAAGAUUCUCCCAAAACAAUGAUGUGUUACUCUUCGAUGAUCAUUGAUCAUUAGCUAUAUUUUGUCAGUUAUGUUAAGAUCCACACAAAGUAUCAGAAUAAUGUGCUUGCUGCUACAUAAUUCAAGUGUUCUGAAUGAACUUAUGCAUCUACCAGCAAUGCUGUUUGCACUAAAAAAAUAAAUCCAAGACUCUCUUCACUUCAA